CGAGGCGAGGAAUGCACCAUGAAUGUAUUGUUAAAAAUUUAAUGUAUUUAAUGAAACUGGAUGGUGUUCGGAUUAUUUGAGAAUCGUACUAUAUCAACGUGACGGUUGGAUAAUAUUUUUCUUGGAUUUAAAACAAAGGAAUAGUGAAGUUAUUUUGAGUGAAAUGUGUGAAUAGUAAGUCUGUUCAUAAGAAAGGACCGAGUCGACUCGUACAUCAUUUAGACAGGCAUAUUUCGUAAGUAUCAGUUGUGAACAAAUCGGUGCUGUUUUUACAAACAUUGGAAUGGGUUUUAUUUUUUGAACUGAUCAGAUCACGUAGAUCUAUAAAUAACGAUCGAAAACUUUAUUUAAUAAGUUAAAAUACAAAGCGCAUGGUUUUACAUUAAACCAAGAAACUAUGUGUAUUGUAAUGUAUGACGUGUUGACUAAUUUGAUCAAAAGUCGACCGUUUAAAACAUAUCAUUUAUAAAAAUCGGUUAGUUAUAAUAGGGUAUUUUUAACAACAAAAAAUGAAUAAUGAAUUGUUUAGGAAUUGAUUAUUUCAUAGUUAAAGAUAUGUUCUUGUCAAGUUUUGAAUGUGGUUAAGUGUUUAUUUACAAGAAAAACAUUUUCCGAACGUUCAGAAGGAAUUAAAAAAACAACAUAGUAGAUCUAUUGUAAUAGGAGUUUAUUUUGGAAUUUUAACAUAUUCGUGACAUGUGCAUAUAUAUAUAGACUUGUAUAAAUUUAAGUGAUUAGGAAUAAAACAUCACCCCGAUUCGAACAUCCGACCUAAAUGCACAGGGGCCGUUUAUUUGUGCCAUUGGGAGAGCCAAGGACCCUGUCAACGCUAUGUUUGGUGCCGGACUAAAGGGUGACAGCGUGCUUAAAUCAUGUGACACCAAUGAUUGGACUAACAAAUGUCCGGGAUAUAAUGUUUUCAAAUGCCGGGGCUCCACGACGAAAUAAGGUUUCAUUUAUUGCUUUGUUGGUAGUGUUUUGUCUUGGAAUAGCUAAAAACUGUACAGCCAUCCCCCUAGAAGACUUCUACCCGUUCAACAUCACCGGUGGGGAUAAUAAGACACGGUUUGAGGACGAUGGUGGCACAGAUCUGAUGCAGCUUCCAGUUCCUUUUCCAUUCUUCAAUUAUACAUAUUCAAGUUUUUACGUUAAUAACAACGGUAUCAUAACAUUUCGGAAAGAGUUGAAAACAUACAAGCCCGUGAACUUCAACACGAAGGAAUUUAAAGAAGAAACACCUAUUGUUGCCCCAUUUUGGGCUGACGUGGACAUAGAAAACUUCAGAGACGUUAAUUUAGGUGAAUGCGUUGUGUUUCGUGUUACAGACGACACUGAGUUAUUGAACAAUAUUACCGAAGACGUUCGGGAACAUUUCACUGGACAAAACAAUUUUUCUGCGAAACUAAUGAUCAUUGUGACUUGGUAUAACGUUGGAUUUUACGGGGCUGCUAGAGAAGGAAAAUACAAAAGAAACACAUUUCAAGCUGUGUUGGCAACAAACGGGGUAAAGUCAUUCGCUGUCUUUAAUUACAACAAUAUUACUUGGACAACAGGAUCGAACAGCGGUGGUGAAACAAACACAGGAUUGUCAGGCGAAGCUCCAGCCGUUGUCGGGUUUUCCUCAGGAGAUCUGGAACAGUAUUAUUUAUACGAAGACUCCGGUACGGACAGAAUUGUCAAUAUUAGCGAGAAAAGCAACAUUGGUGUACCCGGAAAAUUCAUAUUCCGUCUUGACGGCCAAGUUGAUGAUCAUAGCUGCUUUAAUAGUGGGAAAAUUCGCAUAUUUCCAUCUUCGGUGUCAAUGCUGGGCAGGGAAGCAAUAAGAGUUACGGGACCUUGUCUGACCUCAGAAAGCAACGUCACUGCACGCAUCAAAGAAUUAAAUCUAACGCUGACCUGUCAUGUGAUACCGGACUUAUCAGCAGUUUGUGUGACACCAACAUUAUUUAAAACAGGAGAUUUUACUUUUGAUUUUUUCCCAAACGGUGAAGAAGGCUUGCACUACUCAACGACUAUCAGUAGUGGUAACAUUAUGAACAUACAGCCUAAAAUUGUACGGCAAAAAGUCUCAAAAUGGGACUUGGGUACCAAAGUUUCUGUACAGUGGGAGCAUAAUUCUGCCCCUAGUCAUAAAGCAAAAACACUGGAAGUUCUAGCUUAUACGUUGAUGGAGAACAAGCCAUUGUUUGUUACUUUACAAAAUUAUAGUGAAAUUCUUACACAGACAUUUAGUUUUAAAUUAGUGUCUGAUGAACAAUUACAAACACUGACAGAAAAGUUUAAUAUAUCCUCGGGAAUCAGUACUCUAGUCAUGAGGCUCUGUUGGAUGGAUGCAAAUCAUCCUAACAUAUUGCCAGUUUGUAUUUGGUCAGAUGUGUUUCCGGUUCGGUGGAAGAGUUCAGAUUCGAAACAUUCUGAAGAAUGGUGUACAAAGUGGUUGAAUGAUAAUGAACAAUCUAGAAUUGUAGAAAGCCCGCCUAGUUGCCCGUGCAUCGCAUCAAAGGCGGAAAUAGACUCUGGACAUUUUCAGAGGGACCCAUUCUGUGAUAUAAACAAAUCUAGUGCAAAAAUAAAUACAAACUGUGAAUAUAACCCUAAUGCUCAUAAGUGCUAUACAAGUAAUUUGAAACGUGAUGGAAGUGGAAAGACAUGUUGUUAUAACGAUAAGGGCAAACUGUUGGAUGUGCGCGAGAAUCCGGGGGCUGGCAUUAACCAGCGGUACCACUAUAGAGCUCAGGGCGACACCAUAGUGCCUUUCUUUUCUUACUUCCAGUCAGAUCUGCUACCCAGAUUGCAUUGCUGUCUGUAUUCUAAUACAAACUGUCGACGGUUUGUUGAUUAUAGGCCUGCAACAUCGUGCCAAGGUUAUACACCAUCUAGUCCAGCCCAGGCCGCGGGCGAUCCUCAUCUUGUGACCCUGGAUGGCAAGGAUUAUUCUUUCAACGGGGUUGGUGAUUAUUAUCUAGUCACUGAUGUUAACUCAACUAUUGUGAUACAGGUCAGGGCGGAGCCAGCAAAAGACAAAAAUGGUGAUCUACAAAACGCUACAGUAUUCAGCAAUAUUGCCGUGGCCAUGCCACAAGUCAGUGAUGUCAUAGAAGUGAGAAAAUCCGAGGAAGGUGCCGAGGUCCUUGUAAAUAAAGUACCCAUAACUCCAACCCAAUCUACUACCUCACAGUUUAAAGAUAUUUCACUAUUACAUAACGACGAUGGCAGUUACCUAAUUGUGCUGGAACCAAUCAGUGUUUCUGUUACAGUCGAGGUCACGCCAGAUCUUCUUAACAUCAUUGUCCUCAUUGGCGAGGAUUCAUUAAAAGGGAACUUGCUCGGAUUGUUGGGAAACUAUAAUGGCGACCCUAACGAUGACUUUGUUUCUAGAAAUGGGACAGUAUUAGCGUCAACCUCCUCCAUGAAAACCAUUCACUUUGAUUUUGGACUAACUUGGGAAGUAACUCGGGCAGAGUCUAUUUUAACAUCACCAACUGAGAAACAGUGGGAUGAAACCUCUUUCCAAACUAUCUUUCCUGAUGAACUUAAAGACCAGGAUUACAGAAAUGGUACAUAUGAUAUUUGCGGAACAAAUAAACAAUGUGCCUUUGAUUUACUCGUCACAAAUAAAGAAUCAGUGGCAAAAAGUACGGCAUCAUUCACAAAUAAAUUUGAAGCCAUGAGACAAACGCUGGAUGAGAUAGUUGUACGCUGUCCGUACCUUGAGAUACCUACAAACGGAAACAAGACACAAACUGAUGACUCGGAGGGAGCUAUAGCUACGUUUACAUGCGACCCUGGUUAUACGAUGACUGGAACAGCGACGCGUGUUUGUCAGAAAAACAACACAUGGACAGGUUCUGACGUAAUGUGUGCCAAAAAAAUCACAGAUUACGGUGAUGAAUAUUCAAAUAGCAUCAUAAUAAUUGCUACAGUGUCGGCGUCAGGUGGCGUAGUGUUGAUACUUAUCGUCAGUGUUGCUGUGUAUUGUAUGAGAAGGCGGAGGAAGUCAGUCGUUAAAAGCCUCUCUGACACAAUUGAAAUGUCAGAGUUCAGUAACAUUCCAGUGUUUCAAAAUCCUGCAUUUAUGAAAAAAUUACAAGAGACCGUUGCAGAAGGACCAUUUAGGAUACCCCGACCGAAAUAUGCCGACCCGAGCAUAUUCGUAGAUUAUUUCUGAAACAGAUCAAUCGUACGGAGAAAAGGAAAAUUACUUUCAUUUGUAAGUGCUACUAAUAGGGGCAAAUUGAAACUUCACAAGUUUACUUUAGAUGGCAUGACUUGAAGUAUGUGAAUCAAACAUUGCUCUGGACAGAGGUGUGCUAAUUUUUUAGAUUUUUCAGACGAUGGAAUAUAUAAUCAAGGAAAUUAUUAAUAAAUAACGUCUGUAAAAGUUGUUGGAAAAAUGCAAAGAGGAGUUUUAAUAUAUAAAACUAGAUUAUAGACUUAAAAUCGGCCUCUGAACUGAAGGUGUAUAUGUUGAGUGAUUGAACAUGAUGAGAUUAUGGUGAUAUGAAAACAUUUUGGUGCUUUUAAAGUCUCAUUAGGGUGAUUAAAUGAUGUUUUAUGGUGAUUUAAAAGUGCCAUUUGAAAAAAAAGAAUGCAUUUGGGUGAUUUGAUUUUCAGAUUUCAACAAUAGAAAAAAUGAAUUGCAUCCAUUGGUAAAAUAGUAAAUUUUAAAGGGAUUUAUAUGAAGAUGUGAAACAAAUAUAGACGCUGAAGUUAUCUCGAAGUGCUGUUAUUUGUUUAUUUGAGAGGUAACUUGACCUGAAAUUAUUGAAGUGCGAAUAACCAUUAAUAUAUAUCAGUGGAAGAUUACAAUUUCAACUUAUUCAUGUGCUUUUGGAUGAAUGAAAAUCUCAUUUAUAAAAAUGGCACGAUGAUAGAUUCACGUUUCUUGACAAGUUGGAUGGAUUAUGCUACGCAAUUUUGAAACCAGUUUGAAAAUGUACCAAACAAAGUUAACUGUGGUGAAAA
This is a messenger RNA of Ruditapes philippinarum (Manila clam), 4965 nucleotides long. RefSeq names its product sushi domain-containing protein 2-like. Gene Ontology annotation, biological process: cell-matrix adhesion. Bases 884 to 4168 code for a protein of 1094 amino acids. The record is from RefSeq and is a predicted model, not a curated record. The transcript is spliced from 18 exons. Lineage: Eukaryota; Metazoa; Mollusca; Bivalvia; Venerida; Veneridae.